CAGCGGGCACCGCGUCAUCUGGCAAGGGCAGUGGGCACCGAGUCACCAGGCACGACAGUGGGUUCCGAGUCAACUGGCAUGACCAUUGGCACUGGGUCAGACAUUGGAUCGUCUGUCUCGACAGCGGGCAUCGGGUCACCAGGCAUCAGGUCAUUUGGCUCGACAGUGGGCACCGCGUCAUCUGGCAAGGCAGUGGGCACCGAGUCACCAGGUACGACAGUGGGCUCUGAGUCAACUGGCACGACAGCGGGCACCGGGUCAUCAGGCACAACAGUGGGCACCGAGUCAACUGGCAUGACCGCGGGCACUGGGUCAGACAUUGGAUCGUCUGGCCCGACAGCGGGC
Messenger RNA from Staurois parvus, 345 nucleotides. The record is from the annotation of a GenBank genome assembly. Lineage: Eukaryota; Metazoa; Chordata; Amphibia; Anura; Ranidae.